GUUAACUUUCUUACAACAAGCCCACCAAGUCCAUAGCUGAAUGCAUACUCCGAGUUUCGAUGACGUGGCAAGAUCGAAAGUGUUAAUCUUCCCUCAAUCGAGACCGUUGAAUAUUCCCAUUAGGAACCGAUUCUCUAUUCCUUUCUUCUUUCCUCCUCUCGACAACUCGAAGGUCAGCAGUAUUCGAGGAUUAUCUCCGUUGAAUCGCUUUCUGGAAACGAAGCAGAGAUGGGUUUCGAGGAUGAUCCGUACCGUGAUGUGGAUGGGGAGCCGUUGGUGGACUUGGAUGAUGACUUCGGAGGAGACGAUCGUGAGCCACUUGAGGACUUUGAAGACAACUUAGCCGAUGAUAUGGGGGACUGGGAUGGCGAAGGUUCACAAACGCCUCUUUACGACAACGAUAAAGUCAAACCCAGGAAACGGUUGGUGAAGAAAGCGUCUAGUGAUAAACAGACUAUCGAUGUUCCUGAGUUGAUUGACGAGGAUGUGGAGGAUGCGGUGUUCGAUGAGUACAUGGAAGGAAGAGGAGGUGGUACAGAGUAUGAUGAUAAGGUUGGGAGGAAGAGGAAGAAUGAGAAAGAGAGGAGUAGUAGUGGCGGUGGGAAGGAGAAGAGGUAUAAGCUCCCAAGCCGCGGUGAGAGGAAGUCUGAAGAGAUUGAUGAGAUGUGGAAAUCUAUUGCACAUAACCCUGAGAAUGAUGAAGAAGGUGUUAGGACUAUGGAUGACGACAAUUUCAUCGAUGAUACUGGUGUGGAUCCUUCUGAGAGGUAUGGAGGUGAUGGGGGAGACCGGUCUCCAACUCAUUAUCCUCAGGCAGAGGAGGGUGAGGAUGAUGAUGAGGUUAAUAACCUUUUCAAAAUGGGAAAGAAAAAGAAGAAGGCUGAAAGAAAUCCUGCGGAAAUCGCUCUCUUGGUUGAGAAUGUGAUGGCUGAGCUUGAGGUCACUGCUGAGGAAGAUGCAGAACUCAAUAGACAGGGGAAGCCUGCUAUCAACAAGCUUAAGAAACUUUCCCUUCUUACCAAUGUUCUUGGGAAGAAGCAGCUUCAAACAGAAUUCUUGGACCAUGGAGUUCUAACUCUGCUGAAGAAUUGGCUUGAGCCUCUUCCUGAUGGAAGCUUGCCAAGUAUAAACAUUCGUGCAGCUAUUCUGAGGAUUCUUACUGAUUUUCCAAUUGACCUGGAGCAGUAUGAUCGGAGGGAACAAUUGAAAAAGAGUGGGCUUGGGAAGGUCAUUAUGUUCUUAUCAAAGUCCGACGAGGAAACUACUUCAAACAGAAGACUUGCUAAGGAUUUGGUUGAUAAAUGGUCUCGUCCGAUUUUCAACAAGAGCACAAGGUUUGAAGACAUGAGAAAUCUUGAUGAAGAUAGGGCUCCCUAUAGAAGGCCACCAGUGAAGAAACCUGUCAACAAAGCUUCGACAAUGGAGUCCAGAGAUGGUGAUUUUGACUUAGAUAUCCGGCAACGAAAAUCUGGUCUGACUUCGGGUCAGAGUUCGAGGGGAGAUUCGUCCAGGAACAUGACCAUGAGACCAGAAGCAACUCCUAUGGACUUUCUGAUUCGUCCUCAGUCCAAGAUUGACCCAGAUGAGGUCAGAGCCCGUGCUAAACAGGUUUCUCAGGACCAGCGUCGAGUGAAGAUGAACAAGAAACUGCAGCAGCUAAAAGGACCAAAGAAGAAGCGUUUGCAAGCCACUACGGUGAGCGUGGAAGGUCGGGGUAUGACCAAGUACCUAUAAAGAGCUUGCAACCAGGCCUCGGAGUACUGGCUCUCUUCUAUCUUGUAAUCUUCAACUUUGAUUGGAUCAUUGUUUGAAGUCACUUUGGGGUUAUACUUGCAUGCUCUCUACUAUAAAACUAUUUGCUUUGAGUCUCUAAUGUAAUGGGAAGUGAAAGAAACACUAAGUUCCUCUUUGAGAGCACCAGAUACUUUUACCAUCAAAUCAAUUUUCAGUCCGUUGCACAAUAAAGGUCCGAUUUUUGCUUUA
This is a messenger RNA of Brassica napus (rape), 1983 nucleotides long. RefSeq names its product protein IWS1 homolog 1. The transcript has 11 exons. The record is from RefSeq and is a predicted model, not a curated record. Gene Ontology annotation, biological process: regulation of DNA-templated transcription elongation; brassinosteroid mediated signaling pathway. NCBI's taxonomy places the organism in Eukaryota, Viridiplantae, Streptophyta, Magnoliopsida, Brassicales, Brassicaceae. Bases 229 to 1734 code for a protein of 501 amino acids.